GCCCACAAGAAAGAUGGCUGCCAAGAGCGAGCUUCUUCUCCCCUAUCCAAAAUGGCCGCUGGCUAUAGCUGUCGCCCGCCUAACCCUGCCCGAGCACAAAAUGGCCGCCGCGAUAACCUUGGCGGGGAGGUGGGGAGUCACCCACAUUUCCGGCGAGCGAGGGGUCGCUUCCUGCCGCUUGGGGUUGGAAGGUAGAGGUUGGCAGACUGAAGUGGCGGUUGGUCUGUCCCGUCGUCCCUUGCCGCCCCGAGGUGAGAGCCGAGGUAGAUGCCAGUUUGCAAUGGGUCUUAAAACCAUCUGGAAGGACUACAAAGUUCUGAUUGUUAUGGGAACUAGCCUUGGGCUGGUGCACUGGGGGUGGUUUUACAUCAAGUCCAGUCCUAUUUUCCAAGUGAAGACAGAGGACUUUGUUCCAGAACCUGGGAUUGUGGCAUAUGUGAUGCAAAGCGAUCACAAAAAUAAAGAAAAAUAGCAUUGGUGCUGUGUAUUGUGGGUAUAAUUAGCUUUGAAGCUUUUCAUUUGUGAGUGUUGCAGGAAGAAGAGAUGAGGAAAGCCAGCUGGAGUAGAAAGAACUUUUUGCUUGUCGCAGGACUGUUACUUACAGGUGUCCAUUUUGGAAGCAUGCUCGUAAA
Molecule: messenger RNA, 632 nt
Organism: Phalacrocorax carbo (great cormorant)
Lineage: Eukaryota; Metazoa; Chordata; Aves; Suliformes; Phalacrocoracidae
Source: RefSeq, a predicted model, not a curated record